Drepanopeziza brunnea f. sp. 'multigermtubi' MB_m1 is the source of this 837-nucleotide messenger RNA. RefSeq lists its product as uncharacterized. The record is from RefSeq and is a predicted model, not a curated record. NCBI's taxonomy places the organism in Eukaryota, Fungi, Ascomycota, Leotiomycetes, Helotiales, Drepanopezizaceae.
AUGGAUAUCACUCCAGAAGAACUCUUCUCCCGCACAGGAGAGUACGAUUUCCGAGCUCUCCAAGCCACCGUCCGUCCCUUUGCAAAGCCUCCACACAUCUUGAGAAGGAUGCUACACAAUCGAUCUGCGUAUCCAAUCAAUCCUCCGGCCCAGCCCCUGCCGAUCUGCUCUUUCCCCAUGUUCAACAACCUUCCGAUAGAGGUUCGGAAGAAGGUCUGGCACUAUGUUCGCGUCCGAACCCUCUCGGUCUAUUUAGACCAAGACUACUGCCUCAAAACGAACGAUCUACCUUCCGCAACCUUCCGAGUCAACCACGAGUCGCGAGCAACGACGCUACGACCCUACCUCCCACCUCAUCCUCCCGUCUACGGCCCACUGCCGCGCGACCCCCCCGCUCUCCACAAGGAACUCUUCGACCCCAACGUGGACCGGGUCCUGUUAGAUUACGAAAGUCUCCAGAUAUAUAGAGCCGGCAAAGAGGCUGCGGAGGAAGGUACCUUCCUUGGGCCAUGGACAGGAGAAUGUUUCAACAACAUUCGGAUCUUGGAGGUCGAGCCCAAAGAUUGGACGUUCACGGGCAAGAGGUCGAGGAUUCCGCUGCGGGUGGACGCCACGGAGGAUGCGGUGGAGAUCCGGCGCAAGAUGCGUAUCAUGCUGCUGUUCCGGUGCUUGGAAGAGCUGACGAUCCGGAUUGCCACGCCGGAGCCACAUCGCUACCAUUGGGAGGAGUACCGGACGGCCUUGGAGGUUAUGUUUGCGCGGGAGAAGGUGUUGGAUCCGGGAUUGUACGUUCCGCGCAUCACAAUCAGGGUUAGGGGGGAAAUAAUGACUAGUUAG